UCAGAAGAUCUGGACAAUUCAGAAUCAAUUUACACGAACUCUCCAAAAUCGGACAGUGAAGGUUCGAAUUAUAUUACUGACGAUGGGUUUGUUAUUAAGGAUGAUAUAAACACAUUAUAUAUUCAACAUGGUUUUGUUAAAAAUGAUUCUGUGUUUUUUUUCGAUAAUGAGCUGAUGAUGGAUGAUUCUUCUUUUUCUUCUCAAAGUUUACAAUUUAAAAAGAAGGAGAUUGUUGAAACGAUUAAAACUAAACUAACUCAACAUAACAGGAAGAGAAAAUGCAUUAGUAAAGAGGAAAAAGAAGAAAAGGAGGAGGUGAAUGGUGUCAAUUUGGAAUCGAAUGGAGUCAAUGAAGUUUCGUCAACUUCGAGUCCUGCAUAG
Molecule: messenger RNA, 381 nt
Organism: Racocetra persica
Lineage: Eukaryota; Fungi; Glomeromycota; Glomeromycetes; Diversisporales; Gigasporaceae
Source: the annotation of a GenBank genome assembly